AGCCAACUCCCAAGCCUUGGGAUCCAGUCUCGCCACUAUCGUCGCUUAACUUCGGCACGCGAUCCUUCGCCCCUGUUAGACUGGACUGUCACAAUGGCGGAACGCAUCUUGAUGAACGAAUACAAGGCACUAUCACAAGAGCCCUGGGUGAACAUUGAAAUCAAUGAGCAGAACAUCCUACACUGGACGAUCGGGCUUAUCGUCCUAAACCCGGAUUCCCUCUACUAUGGCGGCUACUUCAAGGCGAUCAUGAAAUUCCCGAGUAACUACCCUUACUCUCCUCCAGAAUUCCGCUUUGUCCACCCCCUCUUCCACCCGAAUAUUUACAAAGACGGCAAGCUCUGCAUAUCCAUCCUCCACGCCCCCGGCGAGGAUGAAAUGUCCGGUGAAUUAGCAUCGGAACGUUGGUCCCCAGCUCAGCGUGUGGAAUCCGUUCUUAUCUCGAUCCUCUCCUUACUCGACGACGCCGAGAUCUCCUCUCCGGCCAACGUCGACGCCUCCGUCAUGUUGCGCAAGGACCCCGAUCAGUAUAAGUCCAUCGUGCAACAGCACGUGGAGUCGUCCAAGGAUGACAUCCCAGAGGGCUUCAUCAUGCCCACUCAUGAGUCCACCACCUCCACAUCCAAGCCUGUGGAGAAGGAUGAUUCAGACUUCUGGGCCGAGAGCGACGUAGACGACGACGUCUUUGGCGGCAGCGACUCAGAUGAGGACCUCGACGUCGACGACGAUGACGACCAAGACACAGGCAGUGAGGACGAGCACAUGUCAUCCUGAGAUCGAGCAUUCAUCCGUGUCCGGAUGUACAUUUUGGCGUUUGGAACCCAUCCAUCUAUCCCCAUUGACAUUCACAUUCACAUACUCAUUCAUCCAUUAUUAUAUCACAGCAUAGCGCAGGCGCUCCAAGAGAAGGUAACAUACAUACAUACAUGGGUACAAGGUCAUUUGAUUUGAUUGUUUGAGCGUGGUGUUCACUUUUCAACUUUUUGUAUACCUUACUUCUCUGUCUAUUGAUUUUUUAUCCGUCCACGAAGAGAGGCCUCAGUACUGCCUGCCUGGCUUACCCCCUUUCAUCUCUCAUAUCACAAUCUCUACACGUGCAUUCUUGCAUUAUCGUUAUCCUUUAUCCAUAUUAAGAUAGUCCCGAUUCUGUGAUUAAGUUCUGUAGGCCUCCAAUGU
Aspergillus sclerotioniger CBS 115572 is the source of this 1176-nucleotide messenger RNA. RefSeq names its product putative ubiquitin conjugating enzyme (UbcC). Lineage: Eukaryota; Fungi; Ascomycota; Eurotiomycetes; Eurotiales; Aspergillaceae. Gene Ontology annotation, molecular function: ubiquitin conjugating enzyme activity. The transcript has 3 exons. The record is from RefSeq and is a predicted model, not a curated record. Gene Ontology annotation, biological process: proteasome-mediated ubiquitin-dependent protein catabolic process; protein polyubiquitination. The coding region runs from base 94 to 774 and encodes 226 amino acids.